AUGGGAAAUUUGGCAAAUUUGGUUACGGGGCAAAAGGAGUUAGUGAUUGACUUGGAUAAAAUGAAGGUAGACCUUGUGGAAAGUUGGGAAACUCAUCUACCGUUGGUAGAGUUCGUGUACAAUAAUAGUUACCAUUCGAGUAUUGGGAUGACACCUUAUGAGGCUCUGUAUGGGAGGCCAUGUCGCUCCCCUGUGUGUUGGGCCGAAGUUGGAGAUAGAUCAUUGCUAGGCCUCGAAAUUGUUCAGUUGACAACUGAAAAGAUUAAAACUAUUCGGGAAAGAUUAAAGACUGCUCAAAAUCCGUCUCAUGUCAUUGAUUACCAUCAUAUCGUUCUAGAUGAUAAGUUGACGUAUGAGGAAAGACCAAUUCGGAUUUUGGAUUGGCAAGUGAAACAACUACGGAAUCGAGAAAUCCCUAUGGUGAAAAUCGAGUUGCAAGAACAUUAUGGGACCGAGGCUACUUGGGAAAGAGAAGAGGAAAUGCAAUACCAGUAUCCGUAUCUGUUCCUAUCCUAA
Molecule: messenger RNA, 516 nt
Organism: Camellia sinensis
Lineage: Eukaryota; Viridiplantae; Streptophyta; Magnoliopsida; Ericales; Theaceae
Source: RefSeq, a predicted model, not a curated record